Phoenix dactylifera (date palm) is the source of this 1652-nucleotide messenger RNA. Its product is annotated as putative mannan endo-1,4-beta-mannosidase 9. NCBI's taxonomy places the organism in Eukaryota, Viridiplantae, Streptophyta, Magnoliopsida, Arecales, Arecaceae. The record is from RefSeq and is a predicted model, not a curated record. Gene Ontology annotation, biological process: polysaccharide catabolic process. Gene Ontology annotation, molecular function: mannan endo-1,4-beta-mannosidase activity.
AUGGUGGGGAAGCAAGUUCUUUUCAGUCUCGCAGUCUUCCCUCUGCUUGUGUUCCAUGUUGCCGUUGCCUAUACUGGCUCCGGCUUUGCAAGGACAACCGGAACCCAUUUCGUUGUGGACGGGCGCCCAUUCCACUCCAAUGGAUUUAACGCGUACUGGUUGAUGCUCAAGGCAUCGGACCCGGCCGAAAGGGGCAAGGUGUCCACCGUCCUCCAACAGGCGUCCGCUUAUGGAAUGAGAGUGGUCAGGACCUGGGCCUUCAGCGACGGUGGGAACAGUCCCCUGCAGUGCUCCCCUGGCUCUUACAAUGAGGCUAUGUUCAAGGGUUUGGACUUUGUGAUCGCGGAGGCUAAGAAGAAUGGAGUGUAUCUGAUACUGAGUUUGGUGAAUAACUACGCAGACUUUGGAGGGAGGAAGCAGUAUGUUCAGUGGGCAAAGGGCAAGGGACAGUACUUGGGUUCCGAUGAUGACUUCUAUUCGAACGAUGUCGUCAAAGGAUUUUACAAGGAUCAUGUGAAGACGGUUCUUACGAGGGUGAACACGAUAACGGGAGUGGCAUAUAAGGAUGAUCCCAUCAUCUUUUCAUGGGAACUCAUCAAUGAACCACGAUGCCAAAGUGACCUCUCUGGCAAAACUCUCCAGGCUUGGGUCACAGAGAUGGCUGCUUAUGUUAAAUCCAUAGAUAGCAAUCACAUGCUUGAAGUUGGGUUGGAAGGGUUCUAUGGGGAAUCUAGGCCUGAAAGGAAGCAAUUCAACCCUGGCUAUGAGGUCGGCACCGAUUUCAUCGCUAAUAAUAUGGUCCCUGAGAUUGACUUUGCCACCAUCCAUGCCUACCCUGAUCAAUGGAUUUCAGGUUCAAAUGAGGCCCAAAUGGCAUUCCUCAAGAGUUGGGUUCAAUCACAUACUGAUGAUGCUGGUGCAUUCCUUGGAAAGCCACUUAUGAUCACAGAAUUUGGCAAGUGCUCCAAGACUUCAGGGUACACCGUAGGCGAAAGGGAUGCCUUGUUCUCGGAUGUGUACGGUGAGAUCUACGGCUCAGCCAGAGCCGGGGGCCCGUGUGCAGGUGGCCUCUUCUGGCAGGUGUUAGCCCCAGGGAUGGAUAACUUUGGAGAUGGCUAUGAGAUCAUAUUUUCAGAAUGCCCCUCGACGACGAGUAUCAUUGCCCAGCAAUCCCGAAAGAUAAGAAGGUUAGGGAGAAGGCGACGGCGGCGGCGAGGAAAGUUGUAUGUGAGGAGGGGUAGUUUCAAGUAUGACCCACUAAGCUACUCACAGAAUUUUGAUGAGGGUGGAGGUUGGGAAGAGGAGGAAGAGACGGAGAGAUCCUACCGUGGGUUCUCUUCGAGGUUUGCCGCGCCUCAGCCUCUGAGUUCAGGUCGGCCACAGAGUCCAUGAAGAGCUCUCUAAGGUGGGUUGCCCUAGCUCUCUUCUCCUUCUCUCCUUUCUCUUUGGUGAUUGGUAGUUUUGGAGGUCAGUAGAUGGGUUGGUGGGAUGAGGAUGUGCUACCAGAGCUACCUUAAUUAUAUAUUAAAAUAACACAAUUUGUUUGGAUAUAUUGUAAAUGUUGUUUGUCAUGUAACAUUUGUUUAUGAUGAUUGAUAUGCACUUGCCAACUUUCCAAAACACACAAGGAAAAGGUUAAUUUCUUUCCAAGC